Molecule: messenger RNA, 2147 nt
Organism: Tuber aestivum (summer truffle)
Lineage: Eukaryota; Fungi; Ascomycota; Pezizomycetes; Pezizales; Tuberaceae
Source: the annotation of a GenBank genome assembly
GACCACCGCCCUUACAAACAUAACCUUGGCCGCGACAAUCGUUGGGAUUACGACCUACGACUGCCAGAGUCCCUCCUUACUCCCAGCCUUCUGUAUUUUAUCCCUUCCCUGAUCUGCAGCCGGUUCUCAAGCCACUUGCUCUCACCAUGUCUCUCGACAACGAACUGCUCAUGCUUGCGGGUGAGGAAGAUGAAGAUGACUUCAAGCCUUCCUCAACCCCACAUCGUAAACGAACGCUAUCGCCAAACUCUGUCUCUCCCGCGAAGAAGAGAGCUAAGCCUACAGUCCGAAAGACAAACAAGAAAAAAACAAGAAGGGACAGCGAUGAUGAAGGCGAUGAAGAGUGAGUAUACUUUCCCCCUUUUCGGCAUGGACAUGAAAAUUUUCCUGUUCUUAUCCGGCCCUUUGCGCCCCUUUUAAGGGCCGUUUGCCACCUCGAACGCAAAUUCCCCACUUGUUGAAGAUGAGCUAACGAUUCCAUUAACAGUUCUUCAGGCCUGUCGGAUGCCCCGUCUUCCUCGGAGGAAGGCUCUCGGUCUGAAGCUGAAGUAUCUAUGGAUCUCGAAUCCUCCUCGGAUGAGGAAGAUAGUGUCCAGGAUCUCUACCCGCUGGAAGGCAAAUACAAGGAUCAGGCGGAUAUGAGAGCGUUGCUUGCAAUGAAUGAAGUAGAUCGGGAAGCUUUACUAGCAGACCGUGCCGGUCUGAUCGAGCGUGCUCAGCAGGAUCGCCACCUUCGCAACUUGCUCAAAUCGAGGAAUACAGCUGACAAGGCAAAUGGAACAUCUAUAUCUGGGGCCAAUCGCAGAUCUACUAGGACCAAGAGUAUGCCUAAAAAGACCGAAGAAACUACCAAGCGGGGUAAGUUGGACGAGCUCAAAAAGAUCAGGGAGGAGCGUAUCACCCGUGCUGCCGGAUCCGGCAAACAAACCGGCGACGAAGAGGAGGCUCGCGCAAGGAGGAGGAGUAUCAAUGAGGAUGACGAGGAUAAGGCUGGCUAUAUCGAAGAGGUUUAUGUCAAAGAGGAUGAUAGAGAGAUCGCUCUUGCGGACGUGAAUAAGGCAAGGAUUGGCCGAACUGGGUUAGCAAAACUUUGCGAUUAUCCCGGUUUCGAGGACGUUGUCAAAGGUAAUUUCGGUAAUGUGGCGGCGGGAGAUGUGUUUUAGCGCUAAUGUUUAUUCAGAUUGUUUUGUCCGUGUAUCCCUCUUUGAUAGAGAGACAGGAUCUACAUCAUAUCGUCUUGGCUGGGUUAAAGGUGAAUUGAUUAUUCGAUCCCUCUUGAUCUAUUCUAAUAUCGUUUUUAGGUUUUGUGAGUGGAAAGCAUUACAAUAUGCUGGAAGGCAAACGUCGUACCGACCAACAUUUACGUGUUUCGCAGGGGCUGGCCGAGAGAAGUUUUGGCAUGGAGUUUAUGUCAGACAGUCCAGUUACCGAGGUAUGCUUGUUUGUGAUCACGUCCAUAACAAUAGGCUAAGGUAUUGAAGGCCGAGUUGAACCGAUUCAAGAAACAAAUGGAGUUUGACCACUGCGCUAUGCCGCCCCUAUCUUUGGUGGAGAGAAAAGCCCGCGAACUUCGUGAACUUGAUAACCGUGUUCUUACCCAAGACGAAGUCAACGAGAUGAUUCGAAAACGCAAUUCGGACAAAGUGGAUACUGUCAAUCUAGUCCUCAAGCGUGGCCGUUUGCGCGAGGUUCGCGAGGCUGCGCAGCUAAAAGGGGAUGAAGUUGAAGUGGCCCGUAUUGACAAAGAGCUUCAGGACCUUGGCGAUCAACAUGCCAAGAGCCUUGUAGUCCCCAAAUCACAGAUGGAACGCCUGGCAAAACUCAAUGCUGUUAAUCGCAAAAAGAACGUUGCCGAGAUACGCAGGGCUGAGAUCGAAGAGAAGAGAGCGGCCAGGACUGCUACAGUCUAUAAUCCCUUCAUGCGGGUUAAAACAGUCGCUAAAACCAGACAUAAUCUGGAUGGGGGUAAAAAGGAAGGGGAGGACUCUCAGAACGCUAGUGGAGACUCACAAACUGAUGCAGAGACGAAAUCUAACUCCGCUGGCGUUGGGUUUCUCAGCUCUUCUACGAAGGGAAGAGGGAGAUUGGGCGCCAGUGUGGACGAUGUCAUUGCAAAUUAUGACUUUGGCAUUGAGAUAGAUAUCUAA